UCCACCUAAAAGAGGCGUUCAAAAGACUCGGCUCGUUCGCGAACGUCACAUUUCUCCACUUCCUGCUUGUUUUGUUGACGUUCGCUUGCUGUCCUGGCAGUUUUUCAUGGUGGAACUAAAAAAAAAAAAUACCCCACCGCCGCUGGAAACUAAACCAAACGAAAUAAAUAAACCUGGGACCGAAUGGAGUCGCGCGGUUCGGACACGGAAGAAGAGGAGCAGCAAACGCCUCUUCUUCAUCGGGGACAUGAAGGAAACGUCCAGAAGGCUCCGGCAUGCUGCUCAACCCGUUACCUUCUGGCCUUGCUAUCCUCCUACGGCUUCUUUGUUGUCUACUCCUUGCGGGUCAACCUGAGCGUGGCCAUGGUGGACAUGCUUAACGCCACCCACCAGCCCCACACCAACCACAGCACCUCCGUGUGCGCCCCUCACCCCAGCCCGCAACGCCCGGGACGCAACCACUCGGCCAGCGUGUACGACUGGGACGUUGAGACGCAAGGCUGGAUUCUGGGUUCGUUUUUCUACGGCUACAUCUUCACGCAAAUCCCCGGAGGUUACCUGGCCAGCCGCUUCGGCCCCAAGUGGCUUCUGGGUUUCGGAAUCCUGGGCACGGUCGUGUUCACGCUGCUCACACCUUUGGCGGCCGACCUGGGCGCCGGUUACCUCAUCGCUGUCAGGGUUCUGGAAGGGAUCGGAGAGGGCGUCACUUUCCCCGCCAUGUACAGCAUGUGGGCAGCGUGGGCGCCACCCCUGGAGAGGAGCCGCCUUCUCAGCAUCUCCUACAUCGGAGCCCAAUUAGGCACGGUGGUGUCCCUCCCGUUGUCUGGUGAAAUCUGCUUCUACUUGGACUGGACCUACGUCUUCUACGUCUUUGGUGCCGUGGGCCUCUUGUGGUUUGUGCUGUGGGCACUUCUGGCCUUCGACAGUCCCAACAGUCACCCGUGGAUCUCUGAGCGAGAGAGACUCUACAUCGUCGGAUCGUUGAAGAACGAGCUGUCCCCCUCAGGAGGACACGUCCCCUGGCGAGGCAUCGUGACGUCGCGCCCGCUCUUGGCCAUCGUGGUGGCCCACUUCUCGUACAACUGGACCUUCUACACGCUCCUCACGCUGCUGCCCACCUACAUGAGCGACGUCCUGGGCUUCAGCAUCCAGCAGAACGGAAUGUUGUCUGCUCUGCCUUACCUGGGCUGCGCCGUGUGCGCCGUGCUCAGCGGCCAGUUGGCAGACUACCUGCGGGAGAAGUGCUCCUACCCCACCGUCACCGUCAGGAAGACCUUCACCAUCAUCGGUAUGAUCGGACCGGGCAUCUUCCUGGUGGCGGCGGGCUACACGGGCUGCAACUACACCCUGGCCAUCGCCUUCCUCACCAUCUCCUCCUCGCUGGGCGGCGUGUCGUCGUCGGGCUUCAACAUCAACCACCUGGACAUCGCUCCCUCGUACUCGGGCAUCCUGCUGGGCAUCACCAACUCCUUCGCCACCAUCCCCGGCAUGGUGGGACCGCUCAUCGCCAGAAGCCUCACUGCAAACAACACCAUAGAAGAAUGGCAGACGGUCUUCUUCAUCGCCGGCGCCAUCAACGUGUUUGGAGCCACCUUCUACACGCUCUUUGGACAAGGGCGAGUGCAGCCUUGGGCCUUGCAGGCGCCCCACAGCAAGUCAGUCUUGAACCAGUCUUGAGCCAGUCUUGAGCCAGUCUACAUGGAAGCUGCUGCAGCUGACAACAACACUUUAAUGUCUGCUCCUUUCACCACACCUGCUGCGUGUCCAGUGUGGAAAAGCUCUCUCCUCACACGGAAAAGUACACAAAUAAAUCAACUAUCACCACAACAUCUAGACUCUACACUCCUGACUUUUGGUCCACACUCUGGACCAAAAGUCAGGAUUAUACGGGAAAAAAACAGUAGUACUGUUUUUCACAACUGAGCUGCUAGCUUUUUACUGGUUUUUGUAAACGCUGCUCUAGCAUCUCUAAUGUUGGGCUAGCAGGGAGAAAUUAGGAUUAUUUUCAGGCUAAAAUGAAAAAAGGCAUGAAAUACUGAGCAGAAGAGACACAAGUGAGUACAAUAGUAAAAAACAUGUUUGUGUUUCCUUCUCACCCCAAAUAUUUGAAAGUAAUUAUUAGAGAUGUCCGAUAAUGGCUUUUUUGCCGAUAUUGUCCAACUCUUAAUUACCGAUUCCGAUAUCAACCGAUACCGAUACACACAGUCGUGGAAUUAACUUAUUAUUAUGCCUCAUUUUGUUGUGAUGCCCAAAACAAUGUAACAAGGUUUUCCAAAAUAAAUCAACUCAAGUUAGGGGGAAAAAAAUGCCAACAUGGCACUGCCAUAUUUAUUAUUGAAGUCACAAAGUGCAUUACUUUUUUUUUUAACAUGCCUCAAAACAGCAGCUUGGAAUUUGAAGUGAAGUGAAUUAUAUUUAUAUAGCGCUUUUACAUAGUGAAACCCAAUAUCUAAGUUGCAUUUAAAGCAGUGUGGGUGGCACUGGGAGCAGGUGGGUAAAGUGUCUUGCCCAAGGACACAACGGCAGUGAGUCGGGAGACGGAAGCGGGGAUCGAACCUGGAACCCUCAAGUUGCUCGCACGGCCGCUCUACCAACCGAGCAACACCGCCCCAGUUUAGGCCUUCCUUUAAAACAGCAGCUUGGAAUUUGGGACAUGCUCUACGUGAGAGAGCAUGAGAAGAUUGAGGUUGGGGGGUAGGGAUAGCGGGGGGUGUAUAUUGUAGCGUCCCGGAAGAGUUAGUGCUGCAAGGGGUUCUGGGUAUUUGUUCUGUUGUGUUACAGUGCAGAUGUUCUCCCGAAAUGUGUUUGUCAUUCUUGUUUGGUGUGGGUUCACAGUGUGGCGCAUAUUUGUAACAGUGUUAAAGUUGUUUAUACGGACACCCUCAGUGUGACCUGUAUGGCUGUUGACCAAGUAUGCUUUGCAUUCACUUGUGUGUGUGAAAAGUCGUAGAUAUUAUGUAAUUGGACCGGCAUGCAAAGGCAGUGCCUUUAAGGUUUAUUGGCGCUCUGUACUUCUCCCUACGUCCGUGUACACAGCGGCGUUUUAAAAAGUCCUAAAUUUUACUUUUUGAAACCGAUACCGAUAAUUUCCGAUAUUACAUUUUAAAGCAUUUAUCGGCCGAUAAUAUCGGCAGUCAGAUAUUAUCGGACAUCUCUAGUAAUUAUGGUAUUCGAGGAAUAGGAUAUAAUUAUUAUUUCAAAACAGUGCAAAAUGAAAUGAUUUAGUGUACAUGCACUAAUAAACAACUCAACAGGCCAUCAUAACCAUCAUGUAAUUAAAUAUAUGCCAGAAUGUUCUAUUAUCUUUGAGAAUGGGCGGGGGAAAGUUUACGUUUCCUCAUAUUUCAGGGCAAUUAAAGAAUAUUUUUAAUCAAGGGAAGUUGAAAUAAAUCAAUGUCAUGUUUUCAUUUUCUUGUGUUAUGACGACCAAAAGCUUUUUAAAAUGAUCUUUGUGUACUUAGUUGAAUGCUACAUUGUGGGGGGGAAUAAAUAAAAGGUCAGAUUUUACAGUAAAAAAUAUAUUUUUUAAAUGGCUGCCCGAAUGCAGCAGAGUUAGGCUCCAGCACCCCCCCGCGACCCUGAAAGGGACAAGCGGUAGAAAAUGAACGGGGCAGCCCAGUCACCAGAAUUUUACUGUAAAAAUAAGUGGUAAUGUUUUUCAAUUUACAGUAUUGCGCGGUAAAAACCUAACUUUUACGAUAAAAACUGUAGCAACGGAGAUAGCAGGUUUUUAACUGUAAAACAUGUCAAUUUUAGUUUUGUACAAAGUAUUGCAACUUUCAGUAAACGUUUACAGUUUGUCCAUGAAGAGCAGGGGCGCCGCUAGGGAUUUUGGGCCCCAUUAAAAGAAUCUUUACAGGGCUCCCAACACGUGUCAUUAUUUUUUCUGUAUUAUAAUUUCAUCAUCAUUAGAGGCCUCUCUGGGCCCCCCUCCAUCAUGGGCCCCUAGAAUCCGUCUCCUUUACCCCCCCCUUUUCGGCACCCCUGAUGAAGAGUAAUCACUGGAAGAACAACUAACUGACGUGGACGUGUCGGUAAAAACUGGCAGUUCAGUCAGCACCAAAAUUCCAUUGGUGACCUUUUUCAAUUUACAGUAAGUCAAUGUAAAUUUCACCCUAAAAUUCUGGUAACUGAGCUGCCGUUUUUAAAAAAAAAUCAAAAAUGUUUUUAACAGUAUACAUUGACACUUUCAGCGAUUCUUUAAUUCUCAGGUGUGGUUUGUAAACCAAGUAGCUUUUUACGUGAAAGAGAGGUCACAUCCGGUUUGCACUUGUGCCUUAUUUACACUACAAAACUUGAACCUACAUGAAGGGACUUGUGUGUUUUUUUACUGUCCUGAUGUACACAAAGUGGCAUUACUUGGAAAACAGUUCAUGUCAAAAAUGUCUUCAAUCAUUUGAUGUCUGUCAUGCAAUCGUCAUCAGAGCUUGUUAGUGAGAGUUAUACUUCCAUGCAAACUACAACAUGACAUGUAAAUAAGGAGUCAUUUGAGUCCCAUAGAUAGUUUAUUAUUGGCCCUCGAUAUAUGAAAUGAUUAUUAAUCAGUAGUGAGCAUUGUCACCAUGACAUAGAUUGAGUGUUUGAGCAUUUAUUGACUGACAUGAUCUCAUCUUUAACGCACAAAAUGUAUCAAUAGUUGGAAUCUUUCUGCACUUUUUUUUUU
Nerophis lumbriciformis (worm pipefish) is the source of this 4663-nucleotide messenger RNA. RefSeq names its product solute carrier family 17 member 5 (gene slc17a5). NCBI's taxonomy places the organism in Eukaryota, Metazoa, Chordata, Actinopteri, Syngnathiformes, Syngnathidae. The record is from RefSeq and is a predicted model, not a curated record. Gene Ontology annotation, molecular function: transmembrane transporter activity. Gene Ontology annotation, cellular component: apical plasma membrane. Gene Ontology annotation, biological process: transmembrane transport; monoatomic anion transport.